CCAGAAUACUUGCAAAACAUGUGCUAAGGCGAUAGCGAUCUUCCCACCCAAUUUACUUCGGACGGUGUCUCUUUUUCUUGCAAUGCAAAUUGAAGACUGUUCAGGUUUUUUUCUUCUCUUAACAACGAGCUCAAACACCUAAUAGACUCCUCAUACCUCAAGAAUGGCGACGGCAACUGGCAUUUUCCUGCUGUCUCUGACGGCCAUUCCCGUGACUUACACGCUGAACACCGUGCAGUCGUUCUCGGAUGAUCACCGGGCGGUGUUCGCCGUAGGCUGCCUGAUACUGCCCAUCAUCGUGAUGUUGGCGUACCUCAUCAGCCGCUCGGCCAAGCCCAAAGAUUGGUUCUUCUACAUGUUUUCCCUGUUUGCCUGGACCAGUGUGAUUGAUCUCAUUCUUGCCUUGUCUGCUGACGGGAUCAUCGCCAACUUUAUUGAAUUCUACCUCAAGGAGGGAGAGCCAUACCUGAACACAGCCUAUGGCCUGAUGAUCAACUACUGGGAUGGGUCCGGUCACUACUUCAUGUACAUCAUGAUGAUCACCGCUAUCGUCUGGAAUGAAAAUUACCGCGAGGUUGGACUAUAUUGGGUAGGCUCCAUCAUGAACAGUAUCGUUGUCUUCAUGCCCGGUAACGUCCUGGGCAAGUACGGCACCGAGGUCCGAUCGUCUUACUUCCUCAACGUACCGUAUGUCUUCCUACCGGUGUAUGCCGGGUACCGGUUCCUACAUGAGAGGAAACCAACAAAGGGGUCGGUCAAGCCCAGCAGUAUCUUCUCUCGACCGAUAGAUCUCUUCUUUGUGUUCUACCUCGUAGCUGCAACAUUACUAGCCUUCAUCCGAUUCAUGGCUGCUCUGGAUAGCCCCUUUCCGUUGGCACAGAUGUACCUGAAGGAAUAUGAGCCCUACCUACAUGACCCAGUGGCUUAUCCCAAACUGCAGAUGCUAGUCUUCUGGUUUUACUACGUUCCGUACUACGCUGCCACCAUCUGGGCCCUGCUGUACCCUGGGGCAUCCUGGGUGUCAGACUGGGCGCUAAUACACGCAGGGGCAUCAGCUCAGGCUCAGAUUUCUCACAUCGGCGGCUCCCUCCACUCCAACACACCCUACAUCUACCGGGUCCCCGAAGAAGGCCAGACAGUCUUCCUGAUCAUAAACCUAACGCUAUUGGUUGUACCGCAGCUGUUGGCAUGGCGAUGCUACUCGGUAGCCAAUGGCAAAGCCUCAAAAAACAAAGAUGAAUAAAAUUGAUACCGUAGAGACUGAAGAACUGUUCCUUCCCAAAGAAUAAUUUUAAUGAAAUAAAAAUAGUUGAGAUACUUACUGUGUUGAUAUUUUAUGGAUUCUGAUUUUAUAAUGAAUCCUUUGAAGGAGGUUUUCUAAAUUUUUAUUGUGAUAUAUAAAAUAUUUGUACUUGAAAAGCUCUUUCUUGGGUUUGAGUUUCAUAACCCAUUGGGCUUUUGAACAAAGGUGAUUUGUUUACAGUUGCAAUUGUCCAAAGAGUAUGAUUUUAAGAACAAAAAAAAAGCUUUAAAAAGAAUUAACAUUUUUACAGUAGGGCUGUUCCAAAUAAACCAAAUUGUCACCGACACCACGAAGUAACACCAAAGUCCACUUCAUUGUUACUUCGUGAAAACCGCAAAAUGACAAAUGUUGAUUUCACAAAGUAACACUCAAGUGUGUGCAAGCACAUCGGACACUGGCGCGAACGAUUUUUGUUUUCACACUGUUACGGAAAUACUUUUAAGAUUAAAGCGUUUUAAAACAUUUGACAGGAAUGUAAUUAAUACCUUUUCUUGUACGAUUACAGAUAUUUUAAUAAAAAGCCUUCAAAACUGGUGAAAUAAAGACCAGUGUUACUUCGUAAAAACCAAAAUGACCGAUUCAGUGCACAGUGCACAUGAGUGUUACUUCGUGAAAACGAAAAUCGCUCGGUUCUGUAAAAUACGCGCGUGUAGCGAGUACUCAAGUCCACUUGGGUGUUACUUUGUGGUGUCACUGACGAAAUAUACAAAUAUUUGAUUAUCCAAACCAAAUAUAUUCACCAAAUAUAUCCACCGAAUAUAUUAACGGAAUAUUUUUUAAAUUGCAAAAAAAAAUCUCGCGAAAAUAACCAAAAAAGUCUGUAAAAUUGUAUUGGUUUAUUGUUUGUCAAGUGCCAAAUUUGUGUGGACAGCUACCACUUUCCAUGUACAAGCUGAGAGCUUCCAUAAGGAGUAUUAGCCCUAAUAUGCAUCUUUUAAAUCUGCCAAAUAUCACCUAGUCAAGCUAUCUCCAAAAACUAUCCAUUGUUACAAACAUGGUAUUCAUAAAAAAAAGUUACCUCAAUGACAGUCUUCGAAUAUUCCAAUAUUGGAUCAACUGUAAGUUCUAGCAAUUAAAUACUAAAUUGUUCAAAAAAAAAAAUUAACAGCAUCAUAUUGGACGAAAACAAGCAAAUUAGUCUUCCACCAUUGUGUGAUAUUUUUCCAAAAAUGUUGCACACAAAUUGUCGUAAUAUUGUUGCCAAACCCACCUUGAAUUUUUCUUAUGCCAAAAAAAAAUAUAUACAUUAUUGGAAAAUGGAUUUUACAUGAUCAAGUAAUUACAAAUUAAUACAUGUGUUUUUUAUCGAACUGUUCCAUACGAUUUCAGAUAUUGUAGUUUGUUUUGAUCAAUUAUGGUUAAUUUUCAACCUUUUUUAAAAGUUUGUACAAGAUUAACGCUGCCAAUUUCAUUGAUCAGUGAAACCAUCCAAACAAAAAAAUAUUUCCCUCAUUUGAAAAUGGCACAGCCAAUUAAGUGAUUUUUCAGGGAUGUGUAAAUAGUGUAAAUUUACUGUGAUUUGAUGUAUAAUUAGGGACCGUUUUAAUUUACAGUGUGCAGUUUUUAAUUAAAAUCGUUCUAAAAAAUGUAGCAUUUUAAUAACAAAAUCAAGCUAGUCACAUCAUUGGGCCUUUUCGCACUAUUGUCUCGCCAACCCAUGUUGAAAUUAACAUUAAUUUAUGCAGAACCGUGUUCCAUUGAACACUCGGGCUGCAGAUUUUUGGAUUUUACCUGUAGGGGUGCAACCAAGUAAACAAGCCAAAGUUGGGCAAUAUUUGUUUUAUUUAUAGGGUUGGCCUUCUUGGGGAGGAGAAUUUCUCCAAAAAGUCAUCGGUCAACCACCAAAAAUUGAAAAGAAAAUGAAAGACGACAUGUUGAUCAUCAUUUUUCUGUGCAGCCUGAACACCUGCGAGAGUUUUGAGUAUUUUUAAAAGAAUUUUGAAGUAUGAGGGAUUUAACGCUGGUGUCUAUGGGAAUUUAUUUACUUGGUUGCAAAGGGACAGACCCGUGAAGAAGCCAAUGUAGGAUCCGGGUCGAACACAGAGAUUUUAGAUAGUGUGGAAGACCAUGGAAAGACCCAAUUGUAUGUGUGAUGUAUUCUUUUCAUUUUUUUUUUGGUUAAUACCUUUUUACCAUUUUCCCUUAUUGAGAUGUUUAAAAUUGGUUUAUCAAAAGGUGCUGCAUUAAGUUUUCAACCUUUGUUUUUGAAGUUUAUCUUAUGUCUAGAUCCCUUUCCAAUUUAAUGCGAUUGAAGUGGAACAUA
This is a messenger RNA of Patiria miniata (bat star), 3566 nucleotides long. RefSeq names its product transmembrane 6 superfamily member 1-like. The transcript has 8 exons. Lineage: Eukaryota; Metazoa; Echinodermata; Asteroidea; Valvatida; Asterinidae. The coding region runs from base 164 to 1243 and encodes 359 amino acids. The record is from RefSeq and is a predicted model, not a curated record.